This is a messenger RNA of Prunus armeniaca (apricot), 399 nucleotides long. The record is from the annotation of a GenBank genome assembly. Lineage: Eukaryota; Viridiplantae; Streptophyta; Magnoliopsida; Rosales; Rosaceae.
AUGGGAACCACUUCAGGACCACAAUUCCUAUUAGAGGAUGGAUUACUGUACGGUAUGCCAAGUGGAGCAAGCCCCGCGCUGCACCCUAGCACCCCCUUCGGUAAUCCUCCUGCGCUUCAGGCCACGGUCGAAGCGGAGCUUCUAGCUCAGAUGACCUCCCUUCGGAGAGAGAUGGCUAAACUCCAAGAACGAAACACAAAACAUUCAGACCAUCGAAUCUUCCCAGAGUCAGCAGACCCCCGGUCGGCAGACGAAGGGAAAGCAGGGGGCAAAGGCAACGCCUGCGCCCUCCAAACAGCUGGUGGUCCCGGCUCCCCAGGACCAACCUCACAUACCGAAGAAGGUGUACACCGAUUGUCGUCAUCGGAUCAACGACAAGAAGGAUGCCGAACGGCAUAG